GCGAACAGUGCAAAAUGUGCUCACUGUCAAAUCAGUGACAAAAUGCGAAAGCACUUGACUGAUGUGGUGGCUGAGAAAACGGUGCUGCUUGAAAAAUGUCAAAAGGAGUGUCUUGAUGCUAAGAAACGUGCAGAGCAGUCUGAUCGUAUCUCUCACAUAUUAUCAAAAGAUAAUGAGAAGUUAAAAUUUGAAUUGAAUAGAUGGAAAUUAGAUGCUGAGCGAAAUAUCACAGAGAUAUCGCGAUUAAAGGAGGAGUUAAGGAAACUGACAAGUACGGUCCCACCAAAUAGCACCUAUGCCCCACAGAGCAGAAUUGAGCCCCAGACACCCAAGGAUAGCCCGCAUACGACUGGUUCAUUGGUCAGUCAUAGCGUAUCCCAAUCGCCCAUAUCACAGUCACCUGCUUAUACUGAUCCGAACGGAGAGAACUAUCAAGAGUGCAUGCAAUUUGUGCGAUCAGAAAGACAAUCGUGCAAUAAAGCUUUCGAAUGCUAUGUGUCUGGUUUUACGGCAACGGAUCCCCUUUGCUGGGGAGAUAACAAAAUUCUUACUUGUCGUAGAGGUAAAAAAUGGGCAUCAAAAGAGUACGACGGCUCUAUGUGGUUUCAACCUGUGCUUAGAGCGCAUACUCCCAGACCAUCAGAAGAAAACUUUGUUUCCUGUCUUUUGGAAUCUUUAAUGGUGCUGGAAAUCUCUCCUAUCAGUAGAAUCGCAGCAGCUGAACCGCCCGCUCCUGUACAAUCUACACAGUCAAUGAAGUUUUUAGCCGCAGCGGCUGACUCGCCCGCACCUUUACAAUCUACACAGAAAGAAGAAGAAAACGAUGGUUUCUACGAUAAUGUGUACCAUAGAUUGCAUAAAAGAAAUAAAGAGAACAUGGUCAUGUAUGCACUUCUCAUAGCUAUUGUGAUUUCUCUCCUUAUAUUGCUUCUGCACACACAAAACUCAAACUGAAGCUCAAAUUGUCCGCGAUUGCAAUUUUCAUGUAUAAUGAAACCUAUUUCAUCAAAGUACAUUACUGAAUUUUCUGAAUAAAUAUUUGAAAGAG
Molecule: messenger RNA, 1048 nt
Organism: Cylicocyclus nassatus
Lineage: Eukaryota; Metazoa; Nematoda; Chromadorea; Rhabditida; Strongylidae
Source: the annotation of a GenBank genome assembly